AUUGUGGCCCUCCCUGUGGCGUGUGUAAAUUAGUUUUGAUGUGACCAGGGAGAAAAAGGAGCGUAGGAGAGGGAGGAAGGGGAAGAGAGCGAAGUGGUGGGAGGAGAAGUGAAGGAGCAAGCAUUUCUCUGCUCACCAGGAAUAUAGAGCAUACGGAGAAGAUGUAUCCGGAAGAGAGAGGUCACUGUCGGAUAAGCUGAGUUGGCUGUACUUUAUCAGCUACAGGCUGCUCCCGGCUGAUCUCUGGACUCUCAGAUUGAGCAACUCACCAGGAGACUGGCAGCUGAAUAAUGAUAAAAAAAAGGGAAAACAACACAAGGGAAAACAGCAGCUUAAAAAAAGCAGGAAUAACUAACGGGAACAUGCAUACAGGUUUUGGAAAUGCAGUGACUGAGAAAUGUUUUCUUUUGAAGUUUUGAGGAAGAGCAUGAUAGGUUUGAGAGGACAAGGGGGGGGUCAGAGGAUGGGGUCCGGUGACAGCCAGUGAAAGGGCCCAAGUCCUCAUGUGAAACACGGAGGAAUUAAAAGGUAAAGGGCAGAGAAAAAGCAACAGAGGCGAACUGGCGGGCUGCAGAUUGAACGUCAGGAUGGGUGUGAAGCGCAAGGCGGCUGCUGCUAUCUUGGUCCUGCUGCUGUGUCUUGGAUCCCUGUGGCUGCAGGGAGGUUUGGACUAUCACUGGGAUUCCUGUUUAAAAGGUUACAAUCAGGUUAACAAGCCCCCACUGCAGAAUCACCCUCACCAGCUGUCCAACAGCAGCGAGGCAGACGAGACGCAGGGCCCGCCUGUUCUCGCUCCGUGCCCCGGCCAGAAGUUCCAGGUGUCAGCGUUGGUCUCCCACCUGCUGGCUGCUCAGGCUUACACCUCGGAUGUGCUGCUGCAGCCAUAUCUGUCCAGCUGGGACGAGCUUGUAAAGUUCAUGGAGUCUCUUGGCCCUAUGGUUAGUUUAAUAUCACAGGAGAUAGAGACCAAGACUGCUAUAAUCCGCCAACUGGCCCUGCUUUCUGAGAAGAGCCCAGAAGCAGAGUUCGUCCCAGACAUGCACUCAGGAGAUGCUGCAAACUCACAAACUGUGGUGAAAAAGUUUGCUGGGGAUUCGCAGGGGGCCUACCACUCCGUGCGCUCAAUGGUUUGGACCGAGCUGAAUCGAGGCAUAGUUGAUUUCCACCACCAGACAGACUCGGGAUGCCGGACCCUUCUGCGACUCCAUCGAGCUCUGCUCUGGUUGAAACUCUUCCUGCAGAAGCUGGCAGAGACACCGACGGCCGGACGGCUCAGGAGUCCCUCCGAUCUGUGUCGGGAGGCGUACCAGAACACCCUCUCUCACCACCACACUUGGUUUGUCCGGCGGGCGGCUGAGUUGGCCUUCAUCGCCCUGCCGGAGCGAGGAUUUUUCUUCAGGCUGGUGUGUGUGCAGAACCAGGAGGAGCUGAGCGUGGUGUUAACCAGAGUAGUCAAUGCCAUUGGAGAAAUCUAUGACAGGACACAGAAAGUACUGGACGAAAAUGGCAUGCUGGACUUACCUUGACGAUGUGCAUCAUUCUUUUUGUCUUCGGAAUCGCCAUUAAACUUUCAAUUUCAAUCAAGAAAGAAGUAAACCUUUCAAAACCAGCUGAGCAGACUAUUACUGAAGUAAAAAAAAAUGAACAGUCUGAGCUUAUCGUCGAAUUCCCUUAGAGAUAAUUCGAUGAAACAGAUGACAUACGGAGGCACCGACUCAUUUAAUCGGGUGAAAACGUCAUUAUAAAAGCAUCUGCGUAACACAUUUCCCAAAGGAAGCAGUGUUUUGUGAUUGAAUCAGAUUAAUGGCUCUUGUUUUUGUAUUUUCCUCUGCCUGUUGUGGCACUUUUCUAUGGAUUAGAUAAUAACUGCCUGAUUAAGUGUGAAGAAUUUCAUGCUCAUUGAUUUUGUACGCAGAUGCCAACAAAUUACCACAGCACCAGUCUCCCAUGAUGACAGGUCUCUUGUGAAACAAUAUGUGCUGAACAGGGGAGGACAUGCUGCAUUUUAAAGUAAGUGUGCCAACAUGACAGACAAUAAGAACAUUUUCUGUCAUAUUUAGAAAAAUUAAGAUUUAUUUAGACAAGAAAAAAAGCACUUGGCAGUUUUCUUAAAAAUAUGCUGCAAGAAGACAAAAUAUGCAACUGUAUAUAUUAAUCCAGGUCUGGAUGAGUGUGGAAAAAAAAUUAUUCCUUCAUUCAUUCCUUUCUUCUUUCUUGUAUGUUUUUUUUUUUUUUUUUUUUCCCUUUCAGGUUAGAAGGGGUUACAAUGUGUUAAAUGUAGGAACAUUGUCAUCAGAGUCUGGAAAAGUUUGAAAUUUUUACCUCGACAUGCUGAUCACCGUUGUAAUGUGAUCAUUCAUCCAGCAGAGGCUCCUGCACGCUACUCUGGACAAAUCUUUCUAUUCCAACACUUUCUAUUCUAUUACAUCCUACUAUUUCAAAACCCUAUAAUGCUUCAUAAUCCUGGCCACCUGCCUUUCCUUGCAUUACUUUCUUUCUAAGGAGGAGAGAAAAGAAAGGAGGGAUAAAGAUAUAGCUUGAAACCGUGUAAGAGAGCUGAAGCCAUUCUUUAUAACAGCUUUUACAUAAAAAAUGUGUUAGCUGUUUUUAUUAUGAUCCUAUAUCAGAUUAUGUCUAAGUUUACUCAGUUUUCUGUUAAAAAAAUACAAAGAGUGAAUUUUGACUUUCACUAUAAUAGCUUAGUUUAAAAAGUGUAACCCCCCCUACAACCACUCAUUCUAUUUCAUAGCAUCAAAAGGCGAAAACAAAACUCCUACUAUUUAAGAUUAUCUCCAAAUUUCAGGGGAUGGUUUUGAAUACUUUAAAGGGGGGUUCUGUUAAAUUAUAGGCAGUCCAUAUCUUAUCUGCAGUAUACUGUCCGCUUGCUGUCUUUAGCUUAGCAUAGAUCCGGAUUGGUUGGAGCAACAAGCGGAAGCUAACGGCUAGCUAGUCCAAUAGCAGCCAAGGCCAAAGCAAACUCGUAACUUCUUAAAACAACUGUAAUCUUAGAAAUGUCCCAGUUUUAUUGUUUUGUUUUGUUUAAGGCCGCUUUAUAAACAUUUAAACUGUUGCUAUGUUUGAAUUGGAUAGUUAUUUACAGAAAACUUGAUAUUUCUUUACAGUAGAAAAGGAGGUAAGAGUCGGUGCAUCACUAAUAAUCUUCCUGUAGGAAACAAACAUAUAUUAAGAAAGAUACAUGUGGGGCAUUGUGGAUAGUUAUUGGCUGAUUUAAAAGUAAAGCUGAAUAUUUUAGGUUUAGGUAAACUUCUGCUUCCUACCUUUAUUUCCUUUCAAAGCAAACAUCAAUUUCUGUGUAAAUAAUGCCUAAUGUAAACAUGAGGUCUGAAUUAAGGUACAACUUCUGUGAUGUUUUUGGUUCUGAUCACUCUGAGACUUGGUGUUACACUCAGUGUCCAGUGUAAACUAAUCUGAAAUUAAACUAAAUGAAUAGUUGGACUAGUUAGCAAUUUGACUGUCACAUGAAAAAUUAUGAACUACUUCUUUAAAACAACUCAAUCUAAAAAAUGACAGCAGUUUAUGCAAACACCUUUUGAAACUUUAUACUUGUCACAUGUGUGUGGAUUUGCUGUGGUCCACUGGUAUUAUUUUGAGUGAGAUUACAGAAUAUAUUUACAAAAAGACACAUUUGACACUUCCUGACUCCUUCUUUUUCUCUUGAAAGUAUAAUAUAUUGUUACAAUAUCACAAUCAUCAGAUAAUGCCACAAAAUAAUCCAAACACUUCAGUAAACAUGAAGCUAUGAUGCAAGAAGCAAAACCAAGUCUGAGUUCCCUUAAAUGACAUUUAUUAAUUUUUUUGUCUUGACUUAAACAUGAGCAAAAAUAGACAUAAGGUAAAAGCCAAAAAUAUGAUCCAGUAUAAUUUUUUUUUUCAUAAAUGUAUAUUUUAGGACAAUUCUUUGAACCACAGUCAUAUCAACAGUGCAACUUUAAGAAGGUAGGUGUGGGUAAUGAUAUUUCUCGUAUUUAUUCACUAUUUGAAUCAUGAAUUUCUCUUCACACUGUGCAGCGUUGCAGUUUCUGAAAGUGCUUUGGGGGUUAAAGUCCUGUUAGAACUUUGCAAGCUUUAAAAGCUAUUUCUUGACAAUAUUAAUUAAACAGAAGAAGACAGACUCAAACGAUGGUAAAAACAUUAAACCAUAAUGCAAGUCUAAACAAAUUUCUGGCAUCUUGCCUUUUUGUUGAACUAUAUUACAAAACCUCUUCACGUAGCUUUCUUUACACAAUACAGUUCAAACCUUACAUUCUCGUCUCGUUACAGCAAAAAUACUUGUUCAUUCACGAAGCAUUUUAUUAUUCACUUUUUAUAUAUAUUGGCUGCAUAUGCGCACAAACGUGGUCCUUCUUUCCCUCCUGCUCUUGAAUGUACCGAAUGUUGCCUUUCCUCUAAACAAUCACACAUUUGCACAGGAGAUAAAUAUAUAUUGCUCUUUGAUAACAUCUCCAAAUUAGCACAGGAAAAAAUAAAGGGAUAAAUUGAGAUAGCAGGAAAGAACAUUCUGUGUAACUGGAGGACCAAGAUGUCUGUCCACCAGGAGGCACUGUUUUGCUGCAGGGAAACGUUUUCCACUUGUGCGCGAGUCUAUCAUUGUAUGACAAGAGGCCUUUAUGAUUCUGUGGGUGAGAUUUUUGCUCAGACCAGCAAAUGAGCAUCUAUCCGAACUGCAAAAAUAGAUGGUGUGUAAAUUGUCAUUAAUAUCUUUGGCAGAAGGAGUAAUGUUCAAGUAUGAAUGAUAAGAAAAAAGAGUGAAAUCGACAGAUGAAAUCAAACAUUUGAGUAGAUGGAUUGGAGUAUUGACUGGAUGUGGGUUUGAAAGUAUGGAAAAGCUAGAAUAAGAGCGUAGUUUUAAAGCCGUGAACUGGGCAUUUGAUGCUCGGUGCAUGAACGGUAAAAUAGGGUAAAGAAGUUCAGCGUGCCUGCUUUGGAUUAGUUGACCAGAUUAAGAGAUUACAAUGAAAUUAAGUAAGAGCUGAAAGCAGGCCAGAAGAAGAGUACAUCUGAAUCCGUCAGUGAAGUCCCAAAAAGCUAAAAGAGAAGAGCAUGUUAAAGCACAUCUUUUUGAAUUAGGAUCUUAGAUAAAAAUUAGAUGAUUAAUGGUCCCAUGUAGGCCUCUAAGAUCAGAUAAAAGGUUCUGUUUGGACCUCUGUGAGAUUCAGCAGCACAGAGAUCAAAAUUAUAGACAAGCGGAGUCAGAAUCAUAUGGUCACCAAGUCUCCGUAGCAACAUCUCCUUUUCUAAGGGUCGACAAUUGUUUAGGGUGCUGUAGAUGGCUGGACAACAAUACAGUUGAGUUUUUACAGAUUUGUCAGAAUAAUAAUUCGUCUUUUAGGUAGGUUUGUGGGACGGAACAGCACAGUGGAUGUGCACCAAAACUCAGGCAUGAUAAAUGACUUUUAAUGGAGGUGAUACUGGUUAGAUAUUCAUCAUGACGAUUUUUCUCUCGUACAGCAGAGAAUAAAACAAGCACAACAACACAAACUAAUAAAUCAACAUGUGGUCACUCUACAUCUAAAAACUUAUUGAGUAUUUUCUCACAGAAGCUCGUGAGGAUGUAAGCAAGUCAUGUGAAUGUUCAAGAUCAAUAUCCUGAAUAGUGAUGAUGAGUGUGGAAAAAGUAGCAUGGAACAAAAAAAAACAAAACAAGCUGUCUACACCCUCCUCCUCCUCCUCCAAAAACUGCAAGUGCUUUUAUUAAAUCAACUCAGCUUCACAAAAGAAGAAAUAAAAAGCACACUUCCAGUGCAAAACAAUAAAAAAAUUGACAAAGACAUCUAUUCAUGGUAUUAAGGAAAUAGAUGCAAAACACUCAACAACAACAAAAGAGAGACAGAAAGCUAAAUAUUUAGGUUUGAAUAAAUAAAUUACACCAGACAUAUAGCUUUGGAUUCAUCUUUAAAACGAAACUGUACAGUGAGAGGAAAUGAAGAAAUGCUAAAAACUGAAUAAAUGCUGGAAACAAAUAAAAUCCAUCUCAGUGAGUUGGCUAGAAAAAAAACUUUAAUAAGCUAAUUCUGAUUAUCUAUUGGACAAGUCUAUAACCUUAAAAAAGUGUUUUCCAGAGAUUUGUUGUUUCAUAAUUAACAGUGUUAAAACCACACCAGAUGUUGUUCCUGUUUGUUUUGUUAGCAGCUGCUCUGAGUUCAAAGUUUAAAUAUCCAGUGUGAAAUAUCUAUAACAGGAGCCAUCUGAUGAAUGGAUGUAUGCUUAAUGAAUAUUGCACAUUGCAUGCAACUUCCCGACCUACAAUUAGAAAUGGGAUCUGUAAAUGAAAUGCACACACUCAUACACAACAAAACAUCCAAUCAAGCAUUUUUUAUUUUUUUAUUUUUUGGAGAUAUGCUUCCAAAAACACACACACUCAGAGUGCAUGAGGGUUAAAGCUUGUAUUGUGGUCCCUCCUGGUGGUCAGUUACUUAACCUGUCCUUAGUUGACUAGAAUGGAGCGGUGGGAAACAAUGUGCCUUCAAAGCACACUUAAGACAGCACACACAUGCAAAUGGCUUCAUCUCUGCCUCCGUCUAUUCAGAAAAAUGCGGGUUUGUUGGAGUACUCUUUUAAGUGCAACAGAACAGACAGACCGAUAUAAGGUUAUGAUGCCGUAUAAAUACUGUAGAUAUACACCUUUGUAUUGUAGCCUGUGUAUAUUCGGAUAUAUAGUAGGAAUAUUCUCGAAGGAGGCAGCAGGAGGUGAACAGCAACACUGUAAACGUGGUAAGGUUGCUUGCAGAUUUCGAAAACACAUCCUGUUUUAUAUCUCCUAGUUUAUCAUGCAGUAUAAAUAGAGGUCACCUCAAACUAAUUUACAGAAAAUCGCUUGUCUGAACGCUCACCGGCAGAAACAAGGACAGCAUUACCACCCUCUCGUGCUCAGUUUACCCUGUCGCACAAUCCCCUUUCCCCCUAAGAAAAAAAAAUAAAAAAUAGAAAGAAAACUGGAGCAGGGUGCAAUCGAAUCACAUGAAGGAUGUGAAUACUGCGGGUUUAUUUUUCUGUGUAUGUGCAGUGGUGCAGAAGAUGGGGGGAGGGAGGAAA
Molecule: messenger RNA, 7053 nt
Organism: Gambusia affinis (western mosquitofish)
Lineage: Eukaryota; Metazoa; Chordata; Actinopteri; Cyprinodontiformes; Poeciliidae
Gene: gltpd2b
Product: glycolipid transfer protein domain containing 2b
Exons: 4
Coding region: 588-1526 (312 amino acids)
Biological process (GO): intermembrane lipid transfer; ceramide transport
Cellular component (GO): cytoplasm; membrane; cytosol
Molecular function (GO): ceramide 1-phosphate binding; ceramide 1-phosphate transfer activity
Source: RefSeq, a predicted model, not a curated record